Varroa destructor (honeybee mite) is the source of this 2909-nucleotide messenger RNA. RefSeq names its product cysteine-rich venom protein-like. NCBI's taxonomy places the organism in Eukaryota, Metazoa, Arthropoda, Arachnida, Mesostigmata, Varroidae. The record is from RefSeq and is a predicted model, not a curated record.
UUUAAUCCGCUAAAUCAAGACUAGACUUGUCGCGUUGAAAGGUUUACGCAGGUCUAAAAUGCUACUUUUGGUUUACGCGAUGCUAUCGUUCAUGUGCUUUGUGAAUACUAAGGAUCUGUGCACAUCAGAGGUACGUCAAUACUGCUAUCUUCAAAAGCGUCAUCCAAUGGCAUGUGUCGGAACUUACGUGUGCCCUCAAAUAUCAGAAAAUCAAUCUGACGAAGAAGAACGUUUUAAGGAGAAUAUCGUCCGACUUCAUAACGUGAUCCGAUCACAACCAGUCUACGGGCUGACUGCGGCAAACAUGCGCCAACUGAAAUGGGACGACCAAUUAGAGCAAAUGGCGAAAAUAACCGCGCAUCAGAUCUGCGUCAAUACCUACAUCCAGCGCUUCUGCGAGGCAACGCCUAAGCAUCUCGAAAUGAUCGGAUCUAACGAACUUGUGCUGUCUGCUAACUUCAAACUUAGGAUCAACGCGGACACUGUCAUGGACAAGUGGUUUAAGAAGAGAAUGGAAUAUAACGCGACUAACCUAAUUCUGCCGUUCAACGGAAACAGAUCAAUACAGCCAGUGGCGCAAAUACUUUCCGCUGAGACGCACAGCAUCGGCUGCGCGUACCUACAGGCAAAUAACCGAGGCCUUCAGCUACUUGUAGUCUGCAAAUAUGCCCCUGCUGGUGCGAAUGUAGGCAUGAAUGCGUUCAUUGUAGGUCCCCAGGGAAGCCAAUGUCCGGUUAACACAAGCCGGACCCCUGAGGGUCUUUGCAACUAGGAUCAAACCACAGUGUUUUCGUCUUUAUCCUUUUUUACUUGCCUUUUUGUCUUCUGAGGUAGCAAAUUAGCCAUCGGACUAAGAAGCUCCAACAUUACCGCAUCAAAUCUCCCAUUCCUGUAAAAGAUGCUGAUAAUCUCAACGAGCAACUCCUUGCAUACACCUGGGACACCAAUACACAGCUCUUAAUUUACAACCAGUUAUGAGCGAUAGUGGUUGGCAUUUGAAUGAUCAAGAGCAUAAUUCUCCUUCAUUGUUAGGACGUUAUUGUAUAAAGAAGAAAACAUGUAUAGACACUUACCCACUAUAAUCCUAUAGCAGCCCUUUUAAGCUUUUUGGAUUUUUUUUUAAGUUUUCCUUAAAGGCUACGUCAAUAUGAAUCUUAGAGUUUCGUUGCAGUUCAAAAAGAUGCAUAGAUAGUUAUAAAAGUAUUUGUUGGUUAUUUCGAAAACGUUUGCAAAAAUAUCUCUACUUACAGAACAGGUUUAAAAAACCAAAGUAAGGAAAACAUUUAUCCUGUAUUACUUCAAAAAUACAUGCAGAUUUUUUUUAGUUGAGUUUCAACUUAAUCUUAAAUUUAAAAAAACAGGCCCGUCAAAGUUUUGCUAUGUCACUUAUUAACUUAAAGAACUCAAUUGAUCUUAAGAAACGAGCAGAUAAGCGUUUAACUUUAUUUUUUCUAUUAUAGCAUGAUGUUCUCUAUGUCAAUGCGGUUUAGGUACUUCAUCAAGAACUGGCUAAUUAUUGAAAUAUUGCUCCAUAAUGUGACUUCCAGACUUGUUCAUACAUUUACCCAUAGUUACAGAUGGGGGAGGGUGAAAUCAAGGUGGAAGUGCAUUUUUCAAAUUUCUAGGAAACGGUUGGUAACAAUCUGGAAGUGCGAAGUCUGAGUUUACUUUAGGAUACUUUUAGGGAUCUUUAGGAUACUUAGGGAGUAUGGCCACGGAUGUUUGCUCAUACGAUGUAAAGCUGUAAAAGGCCACUGAAUCCCGACCUCCUGAGACAAAGAGGGAGGUCAAGCAGGCGGAGAAAAGGUGGCCGAAAGAAGUUCAAAACUCAGCGCAUAAAUAAACACCUUUGAGGGUCUACCGCAUUAGAACACGCUUUACUUCACGAGAAUAAGCAAAAUUACAACACUUAGACUGUGUAAGCCUUGCAGCUUUGUUUUUGCUCAUAACGCGCCCGUGUCCUCAGGCUUCGUUUCUCUAGAAACUUUGGAUAACCGGUCGAGUGAUACAUGUUAGUUCGUUCAUUGAGAAUUGAGAUCUAUCUCUGUGACUUGCCACUUUGCGCAAGAGCAGCCUUCUCUAAAGACGCUCAUCGUACAAAUGGGAUAUUUUGCGAAUAUCCUUUUGCGAAGUUUAACAUAAGCACAGGUAAGAUACGAACAUUUCCUGCUGGGAUCUAGAUAAAUCAUUCAUUCAUCACUAUCUAAACUAAUCUAUAGCUAUACUAGAAGGAAUCUGGCAGAAUAAUUUAGAAACACAUGAAAAUUUUAUAAUAGUUAAAAACACGAACUGGGUUUAAACAUUUGCUGCGAAUUCUGUCUACUUUCUCCUCGUUCUUACUAUUUUCAUUCAUAUGAAAGAAAAAAAGUACCCUUGGAAACUCUUGACCGAAAAGUAGCUUGACGCUAAAGAUUCGCGUCUGUAUAAUUUUUGAAAUUACUCCUAUAAUGGGUCUACCUAAGUUUGAAUGGCUUUAACUUUCGGAAAGCUAAGAAAUCACCUUACGAAAGUUGUAUCUAAUGCACCACAAAAAGCUUCCGAUGAGGUAUAUUCACUACGUACAGGUCAACAUUCAGAUAGAUUGUAUGAAAAAUGAAAUGCGAUGGCCACUUUGUUUUCUAUCCAUUUUGAGUCCUAUUCCUUUUCAAGAUUUCGAAAAUCUAUGAAAUCUGGAAAUCAUCAUAGUAGUCUGCAACUUUUAAUCUGUACAGCGUUGAAGGCUCAAAACAAACCUGAACGUAGUAAAAAAACAACGCUGUAAAUUUGAAGACAUUGGAUUGAUGCUGCUUAAAGUUUCCGGAAUGUUCUAUAUAGUAUUAAUUUCAAUGUACAAUAAAGUUACUACUAUGAGUGCCAGCCUUAUCGUAACUUGUUUUUAUUUAGUGAUUUUUUUUCCUUAAAAAUGCAAU